Molecule: messenger RNA, 2176 nt
Organism: Mugil cephalus (flathead mullet)
Lineage: Eukaryota; Metazoa; Chordata; Actinopteri; Mugiliformes; Mugilidae
Gene: ndufaf6
Product: NADH:ubiquinone oxidoreductase complex assembly factor 6
Exons: 9
Coding region: 204-1199 (331 amino acids)
Biological process (GO): mitochondrial respiratory chain complex I assembly; biosynthetic process
Cellular component (GO): mitochondrion
Source: RefSeq, a predicted model, not a curated record
UGUUUUUGUGUUUUCUCCAUUUACUAUGUCAUUUUUGUUAUUAUUUGAUAUUUUUGUAAAUAUUUUAUCAACCAAGUUUCUAAAAAAAUAUAUCUCCAAGUGUUUUAGUCACGUUUAACUAAAUGUAAAGGCUGCCGGUCCCGGCUGGUCAGGGGGAAAUGUUUUAGUGUAACACACAGUAAGGUUGUAAGUUGAAGGGGAACAUGGCAGCUAGUGUCAAUCUUAAACAUGGACUAUUAAGCAGCAAAGCCUCGUUAAUUUGUGGUGUGUACAGAAAAAUAUCACCAAACAGUGUUUGUAUCCAGCGGGCGGCUGAAAUACAGAGUGUAAGAGCGUCAACAGACGCGUCAGUAGACUCACAGCACCAUGAAAAGUACUGUUUGGACCUCGUCAGGUCCAGAGAUUAUGAAGGCUUUUUGUCCUCCCUCCUCCUCCCAGAGGAGGCACGGCGCUCCUCUCUGGCUCUGAGAGCCUUUAAUGUAGAGCUGGCACAGGUGAAGGACUCAGUUUCCCAGAAGACCAUUGGUUUGAUGCGAAUGCAGUUCUGGAAGACAGCCAUAGAAGACAUAUACAGAGAUAAGCCUCCAAACCAACCAAUCAGUGCUGAGCUGUGGAGGGCAGUGAGGAGACAUAACCUGACAAAGAGGUGGCUGCUGAGGAUCGUAACAGAUAGAGAAAAGGAUCUGGAUGACAGAGCCUACAAGAACCUUCAGGAGCUGGAGGCGUAUUCAGAGAACACACAGUCCUCCUUAAUAUACCUGCUGCUGGAGUGUUUAGGUGUGAAAAAUGUCCAUGCAGACCACGCAGCGAGCCACAUCGGUAAAGCUCAUGGAAUUGUAACGUGUCUGAGAGCGACUCCUUAUCACAGCAGCCGACGGAAAGUCUACCUGCCCAUGGACAUCUGCAUGCUGCACGGGGCUUCUCAGGAGGACUUCAUCCGUGGCAGCCGAGAGCAGAGCGUCCGCGACGUUGUGUAUGACAUCGCCAGUCAGGCUCAUGUACACCUGCAACACGCACGAUCGUUCAGCCACAAUGUUCCGGCAGCUGCUGCUCCAGCCUUCCUCUCCACAGUGGUGUUGGAGGACUAUCUGCAGAGAGUGAGGAAGGCGGAUUUUGAUGUUUUCCAGAAGAGCCUGCUGAACAGAAAUCCCCUCCUCCCCAUCCAACUGUACCUUCGCUCCUGGAAGAAGACCUACUGACUUCAGUUCUCCUCCCUCUCCAGUUAGUUUGACUGCAGUGUCGGAAAGCUGCUCUACUGAAGUCCAACAAGAGACUUGGCCUCUCUGGGGGACACUGCCUGGAGAGUGUGGCAGGUCUUAAAAACACUCGGAUAACACAAAAAUACAACCUGUUGUCGUCAGUCACUGGCUGUUCUUACAAGGACAUAUUGCAAGAUAUCAUCUGCAAAUAUAAAUGAUAAUCGUCAUUCUUAUUUUUUUUGUAGUUUUUCUGAGUUGCAUUUCGUUAAGUUAGACUCGUAGUUAACCCAAGGAAUUAAUACGAGUCUGUGAUUUCAGCAAACACAGUGAGUGGGAAGUUUUUAGUGUGAUCACUACCUCACAGCCUGCACAUAUAUCUAGAUGUAUAGCCUGUUAUUGUGGAGCUAUAAAUCCAAAUACCACUGACAUCUGUGGAAAUGGUGUCUGAUGUCAUAACAGAAGUAGGAUGGUGGGGACAUAUGACCAGUCACACAAACAGACAUGAAAUGAAACAGAAUAAAACAAAAUAAUCACACAGACCAACUGUAGUAAACACCUGCCAGACUCCCCCAGCUUCCAGAUUGCUUGAACACUGACCUUGUGAAUGGAGAGUGAACUGUAGUGUGGUCAGUCAGUCUGUGCUGCAGAUACAAUAACACAUGGGCCAAGACCUCUAUUCUACAUUACAUCACAAUCAUGAAGUGUUUGAGCCAAACAUUGAGUUAUUGCCAUCAUUUCCCUGUGGCUGUUGCCCAGUCAAGGUCUAACUCUGCUUUCAUAUUAAAACUUGAUUGAUUAUGCAGGAUGUAUUAAAUAAACAGGAGCUUUAUUUUUAUUGCGGCAGGAAACUGUGCAGCUUGACUCCUGAUAAACUGCUCUCUUCUGGCUAUUAUUUCGUCACUCUAUUCUUAUAUGUUUCUGAGACAUUGAUCCACGUUUCCUAAAUAAACAGAUUUUUUAUCUGUGUCUUAUCUCCA